AUGUCCAUGUUGUCGUGCCGUGUGUUGUGUCUGUUGGCCAUUGUCCUCUGCUGUGUGGGUUUGACUCAUGCUGCUCCAGCUAAUGGGGGCAUGGCAAAAUUUAUUGAGCAGGCACGAGAGAAGGUUAAGGAAACUUUGAGACUGAAGGAGGAUUGUGCGAACGUGGCCACCACUGCUCGAGAGGCCGCGAAUGAAGCUUUUGUAUUUGCCCGUGAAACUGAGAGUAAACUCGCAACAAUUGCUGCUGACCCAAAUGAGGUGGAGAAAACGAAAACUAAGGGUCGUAAACUCAUCGAAAAUGCAACGAAGGCUGCCGAUAAUGCAAAAGAAGUGGCCGAAAACGCUAUACAGAGUGCAACUCAAACUGAAAGUGAAGCCGACCUUUAUCUGAAAGAAGGUGAACGAGCGGACGCAUUGAAAGCAGCUGAAGAGGCAGACAAAGCGGCACAUGCUGCUAUUACUGAUAUCGAAGCUGCAAAAACUCAUGCUAAUGAUGUGGAGAAUGUCCUGCAGAAACUUGACGCCGAAGUUGCUGCAGCUGAAAAGAAAGAAAAACAGUUGGAGUCUCAGCCACACCGACAGACAAAGGAAACAUCUCUUGGAGAGCAGCAA
Messenger RNA from Trypanosoma theileri, 612 nucleotides. RefSeq lists its product as uncharacterized. Lineage: Eukaryota; Euglenozoa; Kinetoplastea; Trypanosomatida; Trypanosomatidae. The transcript has a single exon. The record is from RefSeq and is a predicted model, not a curated record. The annotation marks the transcript as partial.